AUGGAGAAAUUCAAGAGUGCAACGUUGUUCCUUUGGGUGUUCUUUGCCUUGUGUACAUUGAAUAUUGAAGCAAGAACAUCUUCAACUUUAGAAAGAGAAAUUGAAGCUAAAUUAAAACUCUUAAACAAGCCUGCAGUGAAAUCCAUUAAGAGUGAAGAUGGAGAUAUUUUUGACUGCGUUGAUAUUUAUAAACAACCUGCUUUCGACCAUCCUGCUUUACAAAAUCACCGUAUUCAGAGGAUACCCGAUUUUCUUCUUGAAUCCAAAAACUCAAACACAGUAGGAACUUUCAACGCAAGUUCUGAGGUAUUUCAAACAUGGCAGAAAAGUGGAAGUUGUCCGGACGGAACAGUUCCUAUCCGAAGAAUUCAAAAAGAGGACUUGCUAAGAGCUGCUUCACUUGACCGCUUUGGACAAAAACCCCAGGAAUCGUCUGUGAAUUCAACACACACCAAUAGUGAUUUCGUUCAUCUAAAAGAUCGCUCGGAUGCAUAUCUUCAGGCAUACGGAUACAAUUUUAUAGGCGCGGAAGCAAAUAUUAAUGUAUGGAAUCCAAGGGUUGACAAACCAGAAGAUUUCACUACUGCUCAAUUGUGGCUUAAGGCUACCCAUGGUGACAAUUUAGAAAGCGUUGAAGCUGGUUGGAUGGUUAAUCCAAAAUUGUAUGGUGACCACAACACCCGUUUGUUCAUCUAUUGGACUAAAGAUACAUAUAAAUCAACUGGUUGCUUUGAUCUUACUUGUUCUGGUUUUGUUCAAACAAACAAGGCUGUAGGACUUGGUGGUGCCUUAGGACCUAUUUCAACCCCUCUUGGUCAACAAUAUGAAAUCAAUUUUGGAAUAUUUUUGGAUAAUGCUGGAAAUUGGUGGCUUAAACUAAAGCGUGCCAUUCCCGUAGGUUAUUGGCCAAAAGAGUUUUUGGGACAAAGUUUUCUACAACAUGAUGCAACAAUAGUACAAUGGGGUGGACAAGUGUAUAGUCAUGAAGUGAAAACAAAACCUCACACAGGAACACAAAUGGGGAGUGGAGAAGCAAGUGGUAGAUUUGGAGGAGCAUGCUACAUGAGUACUGUGAGAAUUAAAGAUUAUUCACAAAUGCUUAAGUAUCCACAAUUGGUAUAUGCAUAUUCUGCUGAGCCUGAUUGUUACAGGGCCUUGAAGGAUGAUGGAACAGACCCUUUAUUCUAUUUUGGAGGCCCUGGACGAAAUCUUCCUCAUUGUCCUUGA
Trifolium pratense (red clover) is the source of this 1227-nucleotide messenger RNA. RefSeq lists its product as uncharacterized. The transcript has 9 exons. Bases 1 to 1227 code for a protein of 408 amino acids. NCBI's taxonomy places the organism in Eukaryota, Viridiplantae, Streptophyta, Magnoliopsida, Fabales, Fabaceae. The record is from RefSeq and is a predicted model, not a curated record.